Colletotrichum scovillei is the source of this 4158-nucleotide messenger RNA. RefSeq lists its product as uncharacterized. The record is from RefSeq and is a predicted model, not a curated record. The transcript has 3 exons. Lineage: Eukaryota; Fungi; Ascomycota; Sordariomycetes; Glomerellales; Glomerellaceae. The coding region runs from base 1 to 4158 and encodes 1385 amino acids. Gene Ontology annotation, biological process: protein phosphorylation. Gene Ontology annotation, molecular function: ADP binding; protein binding; ATP binding.
AUGUGCGACGAACUACCUGCGCUCCAGGUCCGUCCAAAGCCCGACCUAGACUCGCCGUUCCACCGCCCCUUCUUCCUCGCCUCCAGAGUUCGCAAGCUUUGGGAACACCAGAGUAACUUGAGAGAUGUCCUGUUCAACCUUAAACCGCAGCAGUUGACUUCCAUCUGGAAACAUUCACUUUUGUUCGUCACCUUCCUGGUCUACAUCGAGGUUCCGCCCUCGUUUUACGCGCACGUCUCCAACCUACUCUUCAAAGAUGGUGAUGACACAACACCCCGGUACCGAGACACGGAGAUGCCGUAUAGUGAAGCAGAACUCGAAGCGCUGGGUCUAUCGCGAAGUAAAACAGCUAGGUGGGAAGAGCAGCACCUAUUUACUCCGGCGACGAUUGUCCUGAACCCGCAAGCGGCGCCGGCAAUACAAGUCAUUCCGAACUCGCUGACGCGGAUUCCGUUCAUGGAAUGCGACCCAGGACAGGAGCAUGGCGGAUACGGCGAUGUAAAGUUCUUCAAACUGGCGCCUGAAUACGUGGUAGAUGAAGAUCCAAGCCCUCGAAGCUGGGUGCCGAAACAUCAACGACAACCUCUCGUCGUUGCCGUAAAGUCCUUCCACAUCCGCGACGAUGGCCUCGCCGAGGCGAACAACAUGCGCCUCCUCCGCCAGGGUAAGGCUGGCGACCAUAGCAUCUCGCUCUGCAACGCCGUCGUCGAACACGGGAGCAGCGGGGGCUUGUCCUCCUCGAGGCUCUUGAUCUUCUUCCCCCGUGCCGAGCUCGGUGAUUUGGGUCAGUUUCUACACGGCGGGCAGCAUGUCGAUGGUGACGAAGCAAGGUCGUACGACUUCAGGGAGCGGUUCCCGCACGCCCACGCCCACGGCUGGGGCAACCCCGAGCUCGCCCGAGCACUGCUGCACCAGUGUGUCAAGCUUGCCGGCGCCCUACUGUUCCUUCACUCAGGCUUUCCCGCGUCUUCGGAGAGCGGCGGAAGAUGGGUGCGGUGCGCACACAUGGACCUCAAGCCGAACAACAUCAUCAUAUUCGGCGGUGACGGCGCCGUGGGCCGUUGGAAGCUGUGUGACUUUGGCAUCUCCGUGCUCAAGGACGAGGAAAGCGAGGACCGCGCGGGAGAGAACCAUCAGAGUUCCUAUUAUAGCCAGAUGACCUUCAACACCAACGCGCGGCGUGGGCGAGGCCAGUACCAGGCCCCGGAGGUGCCUGAGUUCUGGGCCCCUUACCUUGUGGAGAGCGUCCGGAGCGGCGGUACAGACACCGGCACAGGCACGGCCGCACUUGUGGGGCGUGUCGGCCGGUCCGCCGAUAUCUGGUCGUUCGGCUGCAUCUUCGCCGAAGUUCUGGCCUUUGCCCUUGGCGGGCCGCGAAAUGUCGAGGGCUUCCUCGCGACGCGGAGGCAAGUCUUCAACAACAUCCGCGACGGCAACUUUCACUCGCCAAGCAACAGCAACAGCAAUAGCACCAGUACGUCGUUGUCGAGCCACAUGGUGCGACCUCAGGUGCUGCAGUGGCUCGACGAGCAAUGUGCCACGGUUACAUCGCCCAUCUGGGCUAACUGCUGGGCCGGUCAUGUUACGCGGAUCUUGCGUGUCGACCCGCGAGAGAGGCCAGACGCGCAGGCACUAGAGCGUCAAGUACACCAUGUCUGGGAUGACGCGCUGAAGUGCCCAAGAGAGGCGACAUCCAAGUGCCAGGCUUUUCGGUAUGAGCCUGAACCGCAAAGCGUGUCGGAAAGUCCGCUUGACAAAAAGCUGGCCAAAGUUCCCAAAGCCUCCUCCUUGCCUCCUUCCCUAUCCCCUGCUUAUCCUCCCGUUCCCGCUCCGGCAACGGCGAUGGCGACUCCCUCCAACGUCUCUUUUGAGGUACCUGUCAGCUCUAAUCCCCAUUUCACUGGCCGUAAGAAGAUCAUAGCCGAGAUGGAGAACUUCUUCUCUGAGGAUGGCCACGAUGCCACGCAACAGAAGCGCCUCGUGCUGACGGGCCUCGGGGGCGUAGGCAAGACCCAGAUCGCCACGGCGUUUGCAUACGAUGCCUAUAACGCCGGCCGCUACGCUACAGUUCUUUGGGUAUUUGCUGUAGACGAGCAGGAGGUCAUCAAAUCGUUCACGCAGCUGGCCAAGACGUUGGGGCUCUUUCCCAAGAUCAGCACGUCUCACGAAGACCGCGGGCAGCAGGACAUGCCACUCAUGGCGCUCGCGCUUCUGCAGUGGCUCUCGCGCGAGGAAGAGCAGAGGUCGUCCCGGUGGCUCCUAGUAUUUGACAAUGUCGACGAUUUAGACAAUCUUGACGUCUCGCGCUUCUUUCCCCGCGUUCCCUGGGGCCAUAUUCUCAUCACAAGCCGCCGCAAGGAGGCCCGCCGACUGGGCCGCCAGGUCGAGGUCGGCAUGAUGGACGAGAAAGAGGCCCUGACCCUUCUCAAGAAUUGCUCUGGCCGUCGCGGUGACGACGAAGAAGAAGCUGCCCGCCAUGUCGCUCACAAGUUAGGAUACCUCCCGCUGGCCCUUGAUCAGGCCGGCGCCUACAUUACGGGGCAGUCCAUCGACUUUGCCGAGUACAUGGAUCUCUACCGCGUGAGCCACGACCAGCUACUUCGGCACAAGCCACCGCGCGCCGUCUGGUCGUACGAGCAGACCGUCUUCACCACCUGGGAGAUUUCCUUCCACGCGGUGGCCGCCAGAAAUCCCGUCGCCGCGCGUCUCCUCGACCUGGCGGCCUUCUUCUACUCGGACGGUGCCCCGUUCGCGCUCAUGUGCGAACUUGCCCAGAUCCGCGGACCAGAGCUCCAACAGCGGCUCCUCCUGCGAGACUUUGUCGAUUUCGUCCAGACGCCGGCGGACUACGAUCAGCUGGUCGACCAAGUGCCACCGGAGCUUAUGGUUCCACAUCUGCAGGUGGUCGAGGCCAUCGGCACUCUUGCGUCCUUCUCGCUGGUGGACCAGAAGACCAUGUCAACUCAUCCACUCGUCCACUACUGGCUCAGGGAGCGGCAGUCGAGCGCGGACAGGAUCAGGAGCGGUCGCGCAGCCAUCUUUCUCACCUUGCGUGCCAUCGUCAACGCCUACGACGCGUCGCGUUUCGCUGAGGGCGAGACAUUGUAUCCCUAUCUCUGUAUCUCCCUGGAAAAUCUCUAUGACACGCCGGAGCUUCUCAGCGACACGGAGCUAAAUAAGAUCGGUGCCUGCAUGAUCGCCCUCGACGCCUGGGUCCCCGUCUCCCUCGACCACGGCACGCUGUACCGCGCCGAUCGCUUCUUCAACCUUGUCGCCGCCCACAGCGAGCACGCGGACUGGCGGAUCCCCGACGGGUUGCUGGCGGUGCGCCGCGCCUUUUGGCUCAUGAGCAUGGGGCGGCGGAGGGAGUGCAGCGACCACUGCGCUCGCUACCUCGCCACAUUUCACCAGCGCUCGCGGUUGGACAAGAUGUACGCCUCGUCCCUGGCGCAGACCUGUGCUCCCUGCUUCUUCCGUUUGGGAGACUACGACCGCGCCGAGCAGAUAUAUGAGUACUUGGAUGACUCACUUGACGACUCGGGUGCCAUGCUGGCUCGCAAACAGUUGGUUCUCGGCGCCAUCAAGAUCGACAGGGGCCUGCCGGACGAAGCCGCGGCCGUACUUGAGGGCUGCGCGCGCGAGUUGCAGAGGGGCAUCGGCCAGCACCACUUUUUGCUUCGCGUGUGGCAUCAGCUCAUGGCUAGAUCUCGCCUGGCGCAGGGGCGGCCGGCCGAAGCCGAAGUUCAGGUUAUGAAGGGGCUGGCGGUACGGAUGAACAUGCUUGAAGGCGGCAAACUGGAGUUUACCUUUAGUGAUUACGAGCUCGCAGAGGUAUACUCUCAGGCUCUCCGGGCGCAGAGGCGCUUCAGAGAAGCGAAAGCCUGGAUGAUCGCGCUGCUGGAAAAGACGGCGUCGGAGAAGCCGCGACCGGCGCGGAGCCUUGCGGAACUGUCGCAGAUCUUGAUCGAGCUCGACGAGGCGACGGCUCUAUUCGGGGUUGGCCAGGAGGAGAGACGAAGUAUAGAUGAAUUGAUGACUAGGGCAGAGCGCAAGUUUGUCGAGGCUGCGGCGGUCUAUGAGCUGGAAUGGAAUAGAGGAAUGUGGUCGUUCAAGCACUUUCACCAGACACUGGCGGAGUUUAAAGAGAGGCUCGUGUGA